CUUAGAUUUUGGACAGUAAAUAAUUAUAAUCUUUGCAGCUGUAUAAGCAUAAAUUAUCUAGCACAUAAUAUUAUAACAAUUUAUUUAAAAUGUCACGGAAAUGAGUAAGGUCCAAAGUCGUAAAGUCGAGUACAAAGGCGGCCAAAAUAUGCGAAAACACAACAUGAAUACGAGCAGAUGCGCAAUUCAUAUAACAAACGCGAACAAUUAACUCUGAAGUUACGUAGGUACUAACAAUAGAGUGGGAAUAAAUCAAUCGCUUCCUUAUAUGAACGCCACGCACAGACAAUUGACCCAAUACAGUAGUACACUCAGCGCAACACGGACACGAAACCACACAACGCCGACCAGUUUUUCUUUUGACACCAAAAUUAAUCUUUGUUGACAAAGUUAACUUACUAUUGCCUUUGUUCUAAUACCAGGAUAUUGUAGUGUAAAUCGUAAGGUGUUAAUAACGUGCGUCGACUUAUACCAAUCAGAGACGUACACAUUCCAACGAGAAUCUACAGUGUUCUACACAUAUUGCUCACUAAAACACGAGACGCUCACCCGACACAUUGCCACUCUUACGAAUAUCAGGCGUACCUCUUGGGAUAUUUACACAACUUGUGCUAUACCUACGUGCCAAUAAAAAUGAAAGCGAUAUAUUCUGUGUUUUUUUACAUUUCGUUAGCAAUUGCGUUAUGUUCACCCAAUGUUUCCACGUUGUGUGGAAACAAUGAACAGGUCGAAGAUUUGAAAACUGCGUUAGUAAUUCACGAAUCCGCUUACACAGUUAUGGCAGCACUGGGCGCAAUACCGAUAACCAGUGCGCCGUUAAUUGUAAUAGAAGUGAUAUCUGCCGGUCAUUUUGCUAUGCGUUUGAUUGAAACAUUUGAAGAAAUGGAAAAUUCGUUGAAUAAGGAUCAUAUACUCUACGGAAAUUGUUCAUCAAUUUUGAAAAAAACAGUAAAAGCCACCACAGGCAUCAAGUCAGCUGGUGUUGGGUUCUCUCUUAUGGCAUUGAUACCGGGUUUCGGUAUGGCACUUGCUCCUCCGAGGAUAGCUUCAUCGUUAUAUGAAAUGUUAAUUAUAAAUGAAAAUUUAGAUCUUUGGAAAAAGAACGAUUGCCAAUAUGCUACAACAAGAGAUUGUAAAUUAUAA
Molecule: messenger RNA, 1143 nt
Organism: Acyrthosiphon pisum (pea aphid)
Lineage: Eukaryota; Metazoa; Arthropoda; Insecta; Hemiptera; Aphididae
Exons: 2
Coding region: 634-1143 (169 amino acids)
Source: RefSeq, a predicted model, not a curated record